GUCUAUUUUGCAAAAGCGUCAAGGUAAUGAAGAGAAAUGGCAACUUUAAAAGUGUCAAAUUCAUGUGCCUAAAUAGCAAUGGAACUGAGAUAUAUCAACAAUUGACAAAUAGCCUUCUCCAACGUUACCCGUAACUGAUAUAGAUAACUCCGACAACUCCAACCUUCAACAGCCAACCUCUAUACCAACAGCAGAAUCAUCAUCAUCAACAUGUCGUGUUUCAGAGUACCCAUUCAUUGGAGAGACUGGUGAGGUGGAACACAGGGCUUCUCCUUCCUAUCGCGCACUCGAGGGCAUCAAUGGACACAAGAAAAAACGACAGGCUGAAAGACGGAGAUUUAUCACUUUCGUUGUUUUCAAAAUCAUCAACGCCGCCGAAGACGUUCUACCUCGAUCCAGCCACCUUCGCACCUAUGGCAUACUCCAUUGGGGUAGACAACAUAGGCCAGGCUUUCCACAAGCUCCAGCUGUAUGGAGUGGGACUAGCCAACGACGAAACAGUAAAGGCAACUAUGGCAAACUUCCAGUGUUUUUUAGCAAUAAAUUACAUUUGGGAUACUUCGGCCGAAGUAGGUAUACCGCAGACGACAAUCAUCACGAUCCGAUCUCUCUUCAAUCAGCCCAGGUUCAACUUUUCCCCAUCAAACAACCUCUUGCUCUGCUCCCUUGAGUCAGAACUCUCAGCAGGGAAAAUCGAACAAGAAGCAUCGAAGGACGACGUGGUUGCAGUGGACGUAAUCGACAUAUUUCGAUCAAUGAAAAAUGAUCUCCCUCAAACAUAUUAUCCAUUCAGCGCUGAUGAGGGAGAGGAUAGCUUUGUACACAAAGCACUGCACGCAAUGAUCUCUACGGUAUUCAGCGACUUUAAGAAGAAAUGGGCAAACAAAUCUGCCGAGGGAUCCAAAGAGAGGCGCAAGGAGGAUGACAGAGAAGGUCUUCGCCCCGAUCUGCAGAUCACUAUCAACAACCAGAUCGUUUUGUUCAUGGAAGUAAAACCACCGUCGUGCGCUACCGAGCUGAAGUAUUUAGCUGAUCGAUGGAAGCUGGCAAAUUUAGCGAAAGACGAGCUAGAUGCCAGCCUGCGCAAGCACAUAAGACUUCCAUUCGUCACCACAAUCCAAGUUUUUGGCCACAGGAUGGAGAUCCACACUGUCAGUCUUCAGAAUGGACUUUAUCAUUUCCACCAACAAUUCCAAAUGUAUGUUCCGCGUGCCCGCGAUGACGCUGGACCUGUUCGGGCCUGUCUUCAAGCUCUAUACAGUGUCAAGAGCUGGCUCCAAGAUCUGCGCCUCCCACCAACCUUUGAACUUGUACAGUCGCGUCCUCGCCCAGCUGAACUCGAUGAUAUCAAAAAGAGUAAAAUUACACCGACUAAGCGUAUAAUGUUUUAACCCCCAUCUUGGCGUCAACAUUAUUUGAAGAAACAAGUAAAAACCAUAGCCGCUCUUUAUUUUUUGCCACAUUCAAUUGCUCCGGCCAUCAUGUUGGUAUUAGGGCGGCACCCUGGAACUAAAUUUGCUCUACAGGUCUGGGAAAAAAAAACCCCAAAUUCAUCCGUUGGCUGUGUUUCAGAAUUUUUUCACUUUGGAGGAAUGUUGCUGCAUUUAAAGCUUAUUCACGCUUAUCUAUUUUCUACAAUAAAUACCUUCUCGCAUA
Messenger RNA from Gamsiella multidivaricata, 1656 nucleotides. RefSeq lists its product as uncharacterized. The coding region runs from base 300 to 1391 and encodes 363 amino acids. The record is from RefSeq and is a predicted model, not a curated record. The transcript has 7 exons. NCBI's taxonomy places the organism in Eukaryota, Fungi, Mortierellomycota, Mortierellomycetes, Mortierellales, Mortierellaceae.